AAAACAAAUUACAAACAGUCCGCAGAUCUCAUUUAUUUGCGGCACUCCGAGCCGUUCACAACGUUCAAAAGCUGCGCGCUCAAGCUAAAAAACAAAAAAAAUCGAAGCGUCGGCAAAGCAGUGCGAGGAAAGCGCGAAAAACUAACGCGAAUAAAGUGAAUUUUAGAUGCGAUACGCCAAGUAAAAUUAAAAAAAAAACCAACCAUAAACGUGCUCGCAUCAUUACGCAUAAAUUAGUUUCCACAAUCUAGCCAUUCAAGUUAAAAACAUCUUCACUUGAAGGACACACGGGCAAUAAAUUCUACAAUCGGCAAAUAUAAUUAAGGAAAAUCCGUAAUCAACUUAGCCAACCGGCAGCUGCAGUCACAGCCAUUUAAACAUGUCGCCGCUGCUUCCAUGGGCAUCUCUACUCAUUUUUGCCAAUUUGGUGGCAGCUCGACCCUAUUCCUAUGGCCCAAGGGCAGAUGCGUCGCCGCCCACGAGACUAGCCAACCGAAUUGUGGUGCAAUCGCCGUCGCUGGACAACUUGUACAUGGACUACGUGGUCACGUCGAAGCCGCUGAAUCUGCGCAAGUACAACAAGAACGGCAGUAAGACGAAAAAAACGAAAAAGGAUUCGAAAAUAUAUUACAUACCCGUACCCCCACUGCCCUUCCGUCACAUACCCGGCAUUGGUCUGGACUAUCAGCCGAUGAAAAUCAAUCCCAUUCUCCAGGAGGCGGAGAAGACGACGAAGAGCCCAACGCUUCGUCCUUCGACGACGACAUCCAGGCCCAAUCUGGAUCAUCGGGGACCCAGUAAAGUGCUCCGAGUGCAGCAUCAGAAGGAUUACUAUUUCAACGGACGCCCACAUCGACUGCAGGUGGCCCAUGCCGAUAAAAAGUCCGCACUGACGGCCCUCAACCUAAAGUCCAACUUUUACUAUAACAAAAACAUUAUUUAUUAGUACACUUAGUUAGCAAAUAAUAAAAUUAUAAAGAAACAACCAA
Drosophila suzukii is the source of this 989-nucleotide messenger RNA. RefSeq lists its product as uncharacterized. NCBI's taxonomy places the organism in Eukaryota, Metazoa, Arthropoda, Insecta, Diptera, Drosophilidae. The record is from RefSeq and is a predicted model, not a curated record.